Yamadazyma jaroonii is the source of this 825-nucleotide messenger RNA. NCBI's taxonomy places the organism in Eukaryota, Fungi, Ascomycota, Pichiomycetes, Serinales, Debaryomycetaceae. The record is from the annotation of a GenBank genome assembly.
AUGACUGAUAUUACCAAUGCUAUUUCAGGUAUUAUGGGAUCAACAUCCUUAGCAUGUUGGAUAGUUCUUUUAGUCCCACAACUCAUCGAACAAUGGAGAUUAAAAUCCAGUGAUGGAAUUGCUAUUGGGUUUAUCUCAAUUUGGUUUUUAGGUGAUGUCUUCAACUUAAUUGGAAGUAUUUGGGCCGGUUUAUUAAUCCAAGUUGUAUCAUUAGCUGUUUGGUUUUGUAUUGCUGAUUUCUUAAUGAUUUUCUCCUUCGUUUAUUAUAAAUACAUUUAUGUAAAGAAAGAAGAAGAAAGACCUUUAAUGGAUAGAAGAAGAAGAACUUCAAGUACUUUGACUGAUAUUGCUGUAGAACCUUCUUAUCAUGGCAUUAUAAUUAAAUAUGUUUUACCAAUUUUAUUUGUAUUUGCUUGUGGGUUAUUAGGAUUCUUUAUUUCCAUGCCAAAUUCAAAAGAUCCUGAAAUUCCAGAAAACCCUCCAAACCCUCCAAAUGAUCAAAUUGCUUUGGGACCACAAUUGAUUGGUUAUUUAUCAGCUUUUCUUUAUUUAGGAGCAAGAAUUCCUCAAAUUAUUCAAAAUCAUCAACGUAAAUCUGUUCAAGGUUUAAGUCUCCUUUUCUUCCUUUUUUCAACAUUCGGUAACUUAACUUAUGCUGCUCAAAUUUUAUUUUAUAGAUCUGAUUGGAAUUAUAUCGUUCUCAAUUUGAGUUGGUUAUUAGGAUCUUUAGGUACAAUUUUUGAAGAUUCUAUUAUUUUCUUACAAUUUUACGUCUAUAAAGAUAACGAUCAUGCUAUUGAACAUGAAGAGAAUGAACAUGCUUAA